AUGACCACACGCUCGAGACCUGGCUGGUCAUUCUGGACCUCGAGGUUCCUCGUAUUCUUUCAUGCGUUAUCGAAUGCUAGCCCAGUUGACCCGGGUCAUAUCUCUGCUAGAUCGGAUCCGCUGACUGUCGACCUUGGAUAUGCUAUAUACAGAGGAUAUCUAGACAAUGUCACGGGCCUCAACAACUUCAGGGGCAUACAAUACGCUGCGCCUCCCGUCGGUAACCUGCGCUGGCAAAAACCUCAACCACCAAUAACACAGACUGAACCUAUCGUUCUAUCCGCCGAGUGGCCUCCGGUGUGUCCGCAGAGUCCGGCCGCGCCCUUUACCCCUUCCCCCACUCCGGAUCCCCCGGGGAAUGAGGACUGUCUGUAUCUAUCUGUCAUUGCUCCCCCGGCUGCCAAGGAACUCCCCGUACUCUUCUUCAUCCACGGCGGCGGCUACGGUAGUGGGAACGAGGCACUCGAGUUUAAUGACCUGAUGAAGAACAAUGGCAACGGCUUUGUCUAUGUCAGUAUCCAGUACCGCCUGGGCGCCUUCGGUUUCCUGUCAUCCGCUGCCGUACAUCGUCACGGGGUUGCCAAUGCAGGCCUCUGGGAUGUCAAGGCUGCCCUAGAGUGGGUGAACAAUCAUAUCGGCGGCUUCGGCGGUGAUCCCAGCCGCAUCACCAUCGCUGGCGAAUCUGCUGGCGGAGGCGCUGUCAUGACACUCGUGAUGGCCGAAGGCGGCACCUGGGGAACGAGGAUGUUUCAAAACGCCCUGGCCGCAAGCCCAUACCUUCCUCAACAGUACAACUACGACGGCCCUCUCCCCGAGUCUACUUAUGCUGGGUUUGCUAUUGCCGCUGGGUGCCUCGACGAAAAUGCGCCUGCAGGUGACGCUACCGUUUUUGCUUGCCUCCAAGCCACCGACAGCGGGACACUUCAGAAAGCCAACCAGAAGGUCAACAGCGUCGGACGUUAUGGCUCCUGGUCAUUCCUUCCCGUUACCGAUGGCGAGUUUCUGAGGGACUUGCCAUCUGUACAACUGCGCAGUGGCUCGGUGAAUGGCGCACGUUUCCUUUCGGGGACUAAAGCUGAUGCGGAGCAGCACAACGCAAACGAGGGAGCUGUCUUCAUGCCCGCUGUGGUGGACGAGAGUGCCUUCACCUCGUGGCUGAAGUCUAGCUUCCCAGUAAUGAACGAGGAAGAGCUCGACAAGUUGGCAGAGACGUACGCAAUUGACCCGAUCGUUCCCGGCCAACCUUGGUUUGCAACGCUUGGAGACAGCGGACCGACGGCGCUGAACCAAUCCUCUUUCGCCGUUGGAUACCAACAGGCUGCCGACAACCUGUUCUCAGAGGCUACUUUUGUCUGCCCAUCGUACUGGUUGUCAGACGCGUUCGGACGGUCAGGCGGGAACUCGUGGCACUACCAGUUCUCCGUCCCUCCCGCUCAGCACGCCGGCGACCUGAACGCGUACUGGGUCGCCAACGGUGUCCAUCCCGGAGACGGCACACUGACCGAGCAUUUCCGUCUCGGCAUGCAGAGGAUCUGGGGCAACUUUAUCAUUCGCGAUGACCCCAGACUUUCAGAUGAGCUCGUCGCCCAGCUCGCUGGAGAAGGUGGCGUCAACGGGAAGUUCGACGCGGCGAGCUCGAGAAGCUGGAAGACCUGGUGCGGCGGAGCUAACGGCUCGCCCAUGCUCAACCUCAACAUGACUGGAGGCAUAGAGGUUACGGCCAACAUGACCUACGCCUACGGGGAGACUGUUAACUUAACGCAGUAUGCUGAACCUGGUCUCUCCGUAGCAUGGAGCCUUGUCGAUGCGUACACGUGGGAAGGCGGUAGGGGCAGGCGGUGCGAUGUCUUGGCUGAGCUGGGACCCAGUGUGCCAGAGUAG
This is a messenger RNA of Thyridium curvatum, 1881 nucleotides long. RefSeq lists its product as uncharacterized. NCBI's taxonomy places the organism in Eukaryota, Fungi, Ascomycota, Sordariomycetes, Thyridiales, Thyridiaceae. The coding region runs from base 1 to 1881 and encodes 626 amino acids. The record is from RefSeq and is a predicted model, not a curated record. The transcript is spliced from 2 exons.